Messenger RNA from Staurois parvus, 297 nucleotides. The record is from the annotation of a GenBank genome assembly. NCBI's taxonomy places the organism in Eukaryota, Metazoa, Chordata, Amphibia, Anura, Ranidae.
UGCUACCAAUCAGUGCCACCUAUCAGUGCCAGUCAGUGCUGCCUAUCAGUGCCAUCAGUGCCACCUAUCAGUGUCAGUCAGUGCUGCCUAUCAGUGCCAUGUAUCAGUGCUGCCUUUCAGUGCCCAUCAGUGAUGCCUGUCAAUGCCCAUCAGUGCAACCUACCAGUGCCUCCUCAUCAGUGCCCAUCAGUGCCACCUAUCAGUGUCCAUCAGUGCAGCCUAUCAGUGCCCAUCACUGCAGCCUCGUUAGCGCACAUCAGUGAAGGAGAAAAAUCACUUAUUUACAAAAUUUUAUAA